This is a messenger RNA of Perkinsus marinus ATCC 50983, 411 nucleotides long. RefSeq lists its product as hypothetical. The transcript has 5 exons. Lineage: Eukaryota; Perkinsozoa; Perkinsida; Perkinsidae. The record is from RefSeq and is a predicted model, not a curated record. Bases 1 to 411 code for a protein of 136 amino acids.
AUGCUCUCUGAGUUGGAGGCCAUGGUCUUCAUCGCUCAGAUUAAGCUUCGUGAGUGCGUUUGCCAAGGCAACGAGGUUUCUUUUUGUACGCGGUACGGUGUGCCGGAUUGCACGUGCCGUAUACGCGUCUACCAUGGUGAGAAUGGUGAUAAUGAGGACCGUCCUCAUUGUAGCAUCCUGAUGAAGGCAUUUUCGUCUGACUUGAUCGAUAGCGUGUAUCCCGUGGAGUAUCGUCGUGAUUCAAUCUUGUUCCAGGAAUCCUUGAAGUUUUAUUUGGAUUUAUGGUGUGUUGGUUAUCCUUACCGGUAUCAGUGUGAUAGAGGAGAUUAUGUUUGCGAGCGUUACAUAUUCGUCAUACUAGGCCUUCUCGGAGAGGGGCGGAGCUCGCGUCAUAAGCGCAAGAACGAUUGA